UAUUAUUUGGCGACAAUCGAGCCACAGUCACACUGUCGACCGACCAUAUGAUUUUGUGCCGAACGUCUAUCCAAAUGUUGUUACCUAAACACGAGAACAUACCCAUAUUGCGACUCUGGCAAUAAACUAAAACUGCAUAAAAUAGGAGUCACAGAGCCCGAAAUUCGACCGACAACGAAUGGUCUGAUCAAUUUGUAGCCGACAAAAAGUUGUGGAGAGAAACCAAGCGAUCUGGUUAAUGAAGUAUACAUAAUUCCUUGUCAGCGAGCUAGCUAAAAUGAUGCGAAAUUUUGGAAUGUUAUCAAUAAGAAGGAGCCACUGGUUGGCAACCAGGUGCAUAAGGGAGCGUGCAUUGGCUUGCGCCACGCGACUGCACGUGCCUGAGGCGGCAGGUUGUGAGCACAGCUUGUUUAAUUGCCAUCGAGUGGACAGCAGCAUUAAACAUAGCCGAAGUUUUCACGAAAACGCCAAUGCGGUCAGUACAAACGACACCGGCAACAUCCCGAAAGAAAACGAGAGGAAACCUGAAGACCUAGACCGGGCCUACGAAGUGCUGAGGAAAACCCUGCCCAAGUUGUUUGUGGAGCCACUCGACUAUUCUAUAUACAGCCCGGGCCUAAUCUUUCAGAACAACAUCACAGGCAAGCACACUGUCGGACUGUACCACUACGUGAAACAGAUUGCCAUUCUGAGGACAGUGGGGCACCUGAAGUACGCCUACGUUAAAUUCGAAGUACUCAAAAUCACAAAACAUCCCGAUGAUUACACGGUGCGCAUACGGUGGCGGGUCAGAGGUAUAUCCGGCCUGAAGGUGAUGUUCCAGUUCUGGAAGUACAAGAUAUGGCAGUUAAAGGAAGUGCUCAAGGACCAGGAGGCGUGGUACGAUGGUUAUUCCGUCUGUUAUCUGGGCGACGAUGGUCUGAUUGCCAAGCAUGUUGUUGACAAAGUGAUGCCGGACGAGAGUCGGGAAUCGGUGGAAAAUGCUUCUGCAGCAGCGCUUCCGCCUGGAUCCUUGGCGGCGACCACUUCUCAGAAGAUGAACUGCCAAUGAAGUCAUAACUAGCUUUACAAAUGUUACUUAUUUAUUGUAUUACUAAACGUAAUAAACAGAAACUGUGAAAUCCG
Drosophila serrata is the source of this 1125-nucleotide messenger RNA. RefSeq lists its product as uncharacterized. Lineage: Eukaryota; Metazoa; Arthropoda; Insecta; Diptera; Drosophilidae. The record is from RefSeq and is a predicted model, not a curated record.